CGCCGCCGCCGAGCGCGGGCGAAAGUUGCGCUCCGGGAGCGCGGCGGGGGCGGCGGGACCGCGCUCCCUCCUCAGCCCCGGCUCCUCGGCCCCAUCCCGCUGCUCAGCCCGCUCCCGGCAGCCGCUCCGAUGCGGCGGAAGCAGAAGCGGCUGCUGCAGGCGGUGGGGCUGGCGCUGGCCGCCCUCGUCUUCUUGCCCAAUGUGGGGCUCUGGUCCCUGUACCGCGAGCGGCAGCUGGAGGGCGGCGGCGCGGCCGGCGGGGACGGGGCGGCCGCCGCGGGGGCAGCGGUCGGUGAGGCGCCGGCAUCAUACGUGAGGCAAAAGAAAGACUCUUACUAUGCUGAUGGACAAAGGAAAAAGGAUUGGCAUAACAAAGAAGCCAUAAGGAGGGAUUCUGAGCGUGUAGGAAAUGGAGAACAGGGCAAACCUUACCCAAUGACUGACGCAGAGCGAGUGGACCAGGCAUACAGGGAAAAUGGCUUUAAUAUCUUUGUGAGUGAUAAAAUUUCUCUGAAUCGUUCUCUUCCAGACAUCAGGCAUCCAAACUGCAAGAACAAGCUGUACCUGGAGAAGCUCCCGAACACAAGUGUGAUAAUCCCAUUCCACAACGAAGGAUGGUCCUCCCUGCUCCGGACAGUGCACAGCGUCCUGAACCGCUCCCCUCCCGAGCUGGUGGCAGAGAUCGUGCUGGUGGAUGACUUCAGUGACAGAGAACACCUGAAGAAACGCCUGGAGGAUUACAUGGCGCAGUUCCCGAACGUGCGGAUCCUGCGGACCAAGAAGAGGGAAGGGCUGAUCAGGACUCGCAUGCUGGGAGCCUCGGUGGCCAUCGGGGACGUCAUCACCUUCCUGGAUUCCCACUGCGAGGCCAAUGUCAACUGGCUGCCACCUCUCUUAGAUCGCAUUGCCCGAAACCGCAAGACUAUCGUUUGCCCAAUGAUUGAUGUUAUUGAUCACGACCACUUUGGAUAUGAGACUCAGGCUGGAGACGCAAUGCGAGGGGCCUUUGACUGGGAGAUGUAUUACAAGAGGAUCCCUAUUCCUCCUGAGUUACAGAAACCUGAUCCCAGUGAUCCCUUUGAGUCUCCUGUAAUGGCUGGAGGACUGUUUGCAGUCGAUAGAAAGUGGUUCUGGGAGCUGGGAGGGUAUGAUGCAGGUCUGGAGAUAUGGGGAGGAGAGCAGUAUGAAAUAUCCUUUAAGGUAUGGAUGUGUGGGGGUCGCAUGGAGGACAUCCCUUGCUCUAGAGUUGGUCAUAUCUACAGGAAAUAUGUUCCAUACAAGGUUCCCACAGGAGUCAGCCUGGCAAGAAACCUGAAGCGAGUGGCUGAGGUGUGGAUGGAUGAAUACGCGGAAUUCAUUUACCAGCGCAGACCUGAGUACCGGCACCUCUCCGCGGGCGACGUCGCCGCUCAGAAGGAGCUCCGCAACAACCUCAACUGCAAAAGCUUCAAGUGGUUCAUGAACGAGGUCGCCUGGGACUUGCCAAAGUUCUACCCACCAGUGGAGCCUCCAGCAGCCGCCUGGGGAGAGAUCCGCAAUGUGGGAACUGGACUGUGUGUGGAUACUAAACAUGGAGCCCUGGGAUCCCCCCUGAGGCUGGAAAACUGCGUGAAGGACAGAGGAGAGGCAGCAUGGAACAACGUGCAGGUAUUCACCUUCAGCUGGAGAGAGGACAUCCGUCCAGGGGAUCCUCAGCAUACCAAGAAGUUUUGUUUUGAUGCCAUUUCCCACAGCAGCCCUGUGACCCUCUAUGACUGUCAUGGAAUGAAGGGGAACCAGCUCUGGAGAUACCGAAAAGACAAGACCCUCUACCACCCAGUAAGCAGCAGCUGUAUGGACUGCAGUGAGAGUGAUCGAAAGAUCUUUAUGAAUAGCUGCAAUCCUUCAUCUCCAACACAGCAGUGGAUAUUUGAACACACAAACUCAACCAUCUUGGAAAAAUUUAACAGAAAUCUUGAUCUUUAAAAGACUGAGAGAAAAUAUAUAUAUA
Messenger RNA from Poecile atricapillus (Black-capped chickadee), 1990 nucleotides. It is a transcript of the gene GALNT10, whose product is annotated as polypeptide N-acetylgalactosaminyltransferase 10. Gene Ontology annotation, cellular component: Golgi apparatus. Bases 130 to 1965 code for a protein of 611 amino acids. NCBI's taxonomy places the organism in Eukaryota, Metazoa, Chordata, Aves, Passeriformes, Paridae. The record is from RefSeq and is a predicted model, not a curated record. The transcript is spliced from 12 exons.